GUCUAGAGGGUCGACGCCAGUCACAAUCCCAGUCGCGUCAAGUUCCAUUGUAUAACAAUGGAGCUGAGAAUAUUGUUAUCAAUUAUCGGUGCAUUCUGUGUUGGUGUAUUUCCAGUCGGAAAUGAAGCGUACAGGAUACUGGCUGUUUUUCCAUUACCCUCGAAGAGUCAUCAUCUGAUGUUCGACAGCAUCAUCAAAGGGUUGACCGGCCGGGGCCAUCAAGUUGACGUUGUCACUCUGUAUCCCCUCAAAAACCCACCGCCGAAUUACAAAGUGAUUGCGAAUCUCGAGGGAAAACAAGAGAGUCUUGUCAAUCAACUGAGUGUUGCCAUUGCUAUUCAAUUCGGAUCGGACUUUACACGACAGCUUGCCCUGAGGUCGGGGAACCCGUUUUGCGAAUAUUUGGGACUACCCGAGAUGCAGGAGAUCAUAAAAAAUCCCCCGCAGGAUCCACCAUAUGACCUGGUCGUCACAGAGGCGUGUGCUGCUAAUUGUUUUAUCGCUUUGGGCUACGCGUUGAAUGUACCAGUAGUCUUGGCAAGCACUUUGAUCCCCCUACCUUGGCUGGCAGAGAGCUUAGGCCAGCCACUAUUCCCGGCAUUUAUCUCAUCGUACUUCACGUCCUACGUGCAUCCCAUGUCAUUUCCAGAACGCGUGAUGAACACCAUCACGGUUUAUGUGAACAAUAUGAAAUUUCGAUACUACACAGAUGCUUUUCAAAACGCGGAAAUAAGGAAGUAUAUUGAUCCAAACAUUCCGCCACUUCGGGAGCUUGAGAAAAACGUGACUCUCGCCCUCGUGAAUACGUGGCACAGCCUCAAUGGCAUUCAACCAACGACCCCUGGGUUCAUUGAAGUCGGCGGGAUUCACAUGCAGGAGCACUACACUCCACUCCCUCAGGAAAUGGAGAAGUGGAUGAAUGACAGCACCUCCGGUGUGAUCUUCUUUACACUUGGAUCCAUGGUGAAUAUUGAGACCCUCCCUGAAGUGACUAUGAGAGCACUUUACUCGGUAUUCAGAAGGAUAGCACCGGUGAGAGUGCUUAUGAAGGUGGCUAAUGAGUCGGCUCUCCCUCCUGGAUUGCCGGAUAACGUAAGGACUUUUUCCUGGAUUCCUCAAGUGGCUGUACUAGCUCACAAAAACACGAAAGUAUUCAUAACCCACGGAGGGCUCAUGAGCACUCAGGAGGCGCUCACCUACGGAGUUCCCCUGAUCGGGAUUCCCAUUUUUUCAGAUCAGCACGUUAACAUCGCAGCUUACAAAACCCGCGGCUUAGCCGUCGAGUUGGACGUGCAUAAUUUGAGCGAGGAGCCCAUCUCCUGGGCUAUUAAUGAAAUUCUGUAUAAUCCGAAGUACAGCGAGUCUGCCAAGUACCAAUCGAAGAAGUUCCUUGAUCGCCCCAUGAGCGCAAUGGACACGGCUGUUUUCUGGAUCGAAUAUGCUGUUAGGCAUGGCCCGGGCGCGUUGAGAUCACCAGUAGUCGAUCUCUCCUGGUGGCAGAUGGAGCAAAUCGACGUUUACGGCUUUCUCGCUCUCUGCGUCAUCGCUAUUAUUUAUGGGACUGUUCGCAUAGUAAAAGUCCUUCUGGGAGUUCGAUCAACGAUUGCGAAAAAACGAGUCAAAAGAGACUGAGGGCAUCUAUGCCUUUGGAAAAUUUUAAUUUUCAUCUUUUAAUUUAAUCUUUCACUAAGAAAGUCAUUUUUUUUUUAAUAAUAGUGUCGGACAUGUGAACAUUGGUGAUGUUUUCAAAAUUUUAUAAUUUAUUGGUAUCGAGAAAUUGAAUGAACAAAAUGAACCCUUAUUCCUACCCUGA
Diachasma alloeum is the source of this 1813-nucleotide messenger RNA. RefSeq names its product UDP-glucuronosyltransferase. Gene Ontology annotation, molecular function: UDP-glycosyltransferase activity. The transcript has 5 exons. Lineage: Eukaryota; Metazoa; Arthropoda; Insecta; Hymenoptera; Braconidae. The record is from RefSeq and is a predicted model, not a curated record. Bases 58 to 1632 code for a protein of 524 amino acids.